Mycena citricolor is the source of this 3352-nucleotide messenger RNA. The record is from the annotation of a GenBank genome assembly. Lineage: Eukaryota; Fungi; Basidiomycota; Agaricomycetes; Agaricales; Mycenaceae.
CCAACGUCUAAAUCCCUUACAAGCUUGACCACAAUCCUGCCCAUGUCCAACACAAAGCGAGUGGUUCUCGUCACUGGGUGUUCCGAAGGAGGCAUUGGCUACGCGUUAUGCGAGCGUUUUGCAGCGGAGGGGUGCCGAGUGUACGCGACUGCGCGACGCCAAGAUGCCAUGGCAGGAUUGGAUCAGCAUCCCCUUAUUUCAACGCAUACUCUGGACAUUGGAAUAGAGGAGGACGUGCGACGAGUCGUAGAUCAGGUGGUUGAGGAGCAAGGGCAAAUCGACAUCGUGGUCAAUAACGCUGGGGUAAUGGGAAUCGGUCCACUUAUCGAGCAACCUAUCGACUACGUCAAGAACGUGUUCGAUACCAAUGUCUAUGGCGCAUUACGCGUCUCUCAGGCCGCGUUUUCUCACAUGGCGGACCGUAAAAGUGGUCUCAUCAUUAACAUCGGGUCUGUCGUGGGCGACAUUCCAGUACCGUGGAACGGGUUGUAUUCCGCCUCCAAGGCUGCGUUGCAUUCUAUGUCCGAAAUCCUCAUGAUGGAACUUCGUCCAUUCAACAUCCAAGUGAUGAACAUAACACCUGCCGCGGUGCGCUCAAACAUCUCCAAGAACCAAAGAUCUAUUUUCCGGUUGCCCGAGUCUUCCUACUUCACCGCCUAUCUGCCGAGUAUCCUGAGGCGGAUGAACUCGAGUCAGAGCCCUGACGCCAUGCCCGAGGACACAUUCGCUCGAAAAGUGGUAUCCGCUGCACUGAAAAGUCAGCCUCCGACACACUUGACUUUGGGAGGAGGUGCAUUCACCUUCCAAGUCUUGCGCUGGCUUCCAAGGUCCUUGGUGUUCUGGAUUUUGUGGAGACGAUUUUCCAAGACCACGUAGUCAUAUCAUGAGUCGUUUCUUGUUUCCGCGGAUGUCGAUCUUGUCUUGGACCUAAAACACUGAUUAUCUCGGCUUAGACCUGAGCACGAUUUAGAAUCUAAUCGGCUAUCAUCACGUGGGCGCGACUCUUACCAGCUUACCACUUCCACUGGAAAUGCUUACCACCAGUUUCUGUGAUACCGGCAGCCCUGGAACGCUGAUCUCCAUCGCUUUCUAACCCGAAAAUGAAGCGCAUCCACUUGCGUUCUAUCGACCUGCACCCGACACCAUCUGACGUCAAAUUACACCGCCUGCCUCAUGCUCUUAGUCUGAGCUGAUACCUACUCGGGCGCGACGAGGAUCUGUAAAUGAGUGUCAAUUGUUCCAAGAUAACUACCUCAGGUAUUUAUCUGGAGACGACUGCCUUGCACUCUCUUGUACCACCAUCCCAUCCACAUGUCUGACCCCAAAGUCGUUCUUAUCACUGGCUGCUCACUCGGAGGUAUUGGCAGUGCCUUGGUUGAACGAUAUGCCGCCGAGGGAUGCCGAGUCUAUGCGACUGCUCGACGCAAGGAAGCUAUGAACGGACUGGAUGCCAACCCUCUCGUCUCGCUGCACACGCUGGAUAUUCUCAGCGACGAUGAUGUACGCAGAGUCGUCGACCAAGUUGUUGCUGAGCAGGGCAAGAUCGAUAUCGUGGUGAACAAUGCUGGCGUUCUGGGAAUCGGCCCUCUCAUUGAACAGCCUAUCACGAACACCAAACAUGUGUUUGACACCAACGUCUACGGCGCCCUGCGUGUUGCCCAGGCGGCAUUCCCCCACAUGGCGGCCAAGAGAAGCGGGCUCAUUGUCAACAUCGGAUCUGUCGUCGGUUACAUUCCCACGCCCUGGAACGGCCUCUACUCGGCUAGCAAAUCGGCCAUGCAUGCCAUGUCCGAGAUCCUCAUGAUGGAAUUGCGUCCUUUCAACAUCAAGGUCUUGAAUGUCACGCCGGGAGGGAUCAAAUCCAACAUCUCCGACAAUCAAGCCCAAGUCUUCUCCCUGCCCGACACGUCACGAUAUUACAGCUAUCUUCCAAGCAUGAUUCGACGGAUGAACGCGAGCCAGAGUGCCAACACCAUGCCAGCAGAUGUUUUCGCCCGCCGCGUGGUGGCUGCCUCACUCAAGAAGACCCCUCCGACACACUUCAUGUUGGGGCACGGAGAGUGGUUAUUCUCUUUCUUCCGCUGGUUGCCGCGCUCUAUUGUUUUGUGGUUCUUGUGGAGAGUAUAUUCAAAAACAGAGUAGACGAGCUUGUGUACGUGGGAGGUCAGAAUGAAGUUAUAGUAAAGAUCACGUGGACGCGUCUGAUGCAUUGAAUGUCAUCCUCAUCUCCUUCCGCACAACCAUCCUUGCCCUCGUACUAGAUGUCCAAAUACCCGGACUAUCUCUCACCCAAUGUUACUCCGACUAAGCUUGGCAAAUCUCAGAAGUCGCGUGCCCGGCGGGAACCCUCGGGCGUGUUCUCUUUGUUUCAGGCGCCGCAGAUCCAGCAGUUCAAGGAAGCGUUCCAGCUGAUCGACCACGACAAGGAUGGAUGGGUGGGAGAAAAAGACUUGAAGGAGAUUUUCGCCAGCUUGGGCAUAUCACCCUCCGCCUCGACCCUCGACGCUCUCUUGCAGUCUAGGCCGGGCGACUCUUCGGUCUCCGACUCUGACCGUGGAAUCAACUUCACGAUGUUCUUGACGAUGAUGUCGGAACGGCUGUUCGAGUUCGACACGGAAGCUGAAUUGUUGACGGCGUUUGAGAGUUUCGACGAAGCGGACAGCGGCACGGUCAAGGUUGACGAAAUGCGGAAGUGGCUGAGCGAGAUCGGCGAACGCAUGAACGAACGUGAGGUCAGUGGCAGGCCGGAAACGAGACUGAUCUUGGAUCUCGUCUUGGCCGUUCUCCUGACAUCCUAUGCGUGGGCUGAUCCAUCCAUAUCCGUUGCAGAUCGACAAGCUGUUGAAGGGGCCUUUCACCGACAGGCAAGGGAACUUCAACUAUCGGGAGUGGGUCAAGGUGUUGAGAGUGAACGAAGACGAGCCAGAUCCAACCGGGUACUAGGCCUGACUCACGUCGGACUGACUCAAAACUUGUGUAUUCUUACGACUGUGUGUACAUCUAAUGCCUUACUUCGUUCCCCAAACAGGUCGAUUCUCACCUGCCCCGAUCCCAACAGUUGGCGAUUCUUUGCGCCCCCAUCAUGACGUCUCUAUAUUUAUUGCUGGUCUCAGGCGUUUCCUUGGAACGUUCCCGUGAUCGUGAACUGUCUCACUUCUGAAGAUUGGCUUAAGAUCAAGUCGAAAGCACAUCUGUGACUCCUAUAGCUAAUCGACUGCAACGGCUGUUCAAUAAGGAACCACAGGCGUAAAUUCCAAGGCUCUGGCCUACUGUACUCCUCCAAAUCUGACAUAGUGCGCCUCGGGGUGCUUUAUAUUCAUCUGUUACUUGUCGCCUGCCUCUUAUGAAUCAG